CCUGCGCAUGCGUACUGAAAACAAGGAAGUGCCGCGCGAGAAGAACGGACUUGACAGUCACAUAAUCUCAUGUUUACGUUUUUCUUUGGGCUUUAUUUAAUUAUUUUCCGCUAGUUUAUCCACUGAAGAAUGGUCACGGUGUUAUCAGUGUUCUUUUAGACAGUACCCGGCGCUAUUAAGCAAGCUGACAGUAGCAAACCAAAGAUGCCAGCUCGUAGCGUUGUGAAUGGCGUUCCUGCCAGUAAAGUGAAGUACUCCAGGUUAGCCACUCAUGACGACGGCUACAUUGAUUUGCAGUUCAAAAGAAGUCCACCCAAAGUCCCGUACAAAGCCAUCGCGCUCGCUGCAGUCCUGUUCUUGAUUGGCUCUCUGUUAAUCAUCAUCGGUUCUCUUCUCCUGGCUGGAUAUUUUGGAGUGACCCACUCCGACCGAACCAUUCCAGUCCUGGUCAUAGGAAUCCUUGUUUUUCUUCCUGGAAUUUACCACUUGCGAAUAGCUUAUUAUGCAUCAAAAGGAUACCCUGGAUACUCCUAUGACGACAUCCCUGACUUUGAUGACUAAAUCAAUUUUCCUUGACGCAUAAAGAAGUCCUCAUAUUUCCGAUACAUAUCUCUCCGUGAAAAGGAUUUAAUUUACGUACUUUGAUGAAUGUCUUUUUUUUUUUUAAAUAAGCCUGUUUUCUCAUAUUGUUCCCAUACUGAUGGCAAGCAAAUAUAGUCUUAAGUGUAAAUGUAUUGUUUCUCAGUAAAUCAAUACUGCUCCA
Molecule: messenger RNA, 763 nt
Organism: Hippocampus comes (tiger tail seahorse)
Lineage: Eukaryota; Metazoa; Chordata; Actinopteri; Syngnathiformes; Syngnathidae
Gene: tmem230b
Product: transmembrane protein 230b
Exons: 3
Coding region: 205-561 (118 amino acids)
Biological process (GO): synaptic vesicle transport
Cellular component (GO): endomembrane system; synaptic vesicle
Source: RefSeq, a predicted model, not a curated record